Molecule: messenger RNA, 1277 nt
Organism: Odontomachus brunneus
Lineage: Eukaryota; Metazoa; Arthropoda; Insecta; Hymenoptera; Formicidae
Gene: Lsm11
Product: U7 snRNA-associated Sm-like protein LSm11
Exons: 5
Coding region: 220-882 (220 amino acids)
Biological process (GO): mRNA 3'-end processing by stem-loop binding and cleavage
Cellular component (GO): U7 snRNP
Molecular function (GO): U7 snRNA binding
Source: RefSeq, a predicted model, not a curated record
ACUAGGAAGCGCGACGUUUUCCUGCGCUUUGAACUUUUCCCGCCUUGGCGACCGUCCGCGACAGUACUGUACUUUCUGCUCUUCCUCUCCACAGAGUGCACACGUGGCGCUACAUGUGCGAUCACACACAUCAAACUAAGAGUGUUUAUUCUGUUUGUCCAUAACGAGAGUGAAUCAGUGUAGAGUCAGUAUGCGAGAGUGAAACAAACGAAUCCUACCAUGGCGGACGACAAGGAUAGUAGCGAGGAGUCGGAUGAGAGUUUAGAUGCGAGAAGCGAUAAGUUCGACCCACUGAAAGCGUUGUACUCGUCAAAAGGACGAUUAUCAUCUCACAACGUGCCCAUCUACGACAACAUCAGCAAAUUCGAGUCUGUUCUGAAGGGAUCCGCCGCACUGAUAAGAACAGAGAGCAAGUCGGCCGUCGCGGGACCAUCCUCGAGGCAGCGAUUUUUACCUCAUCAAGAACCCGUGGCCAGCAGAAGACGCGGCGAGCGAAGCCUGGGGCAGAAGAAUGUUCUCUCGAAAAUGCAAAGGACCCUCGGCCCGUUAGGAAUGCUCUACGGUUGCAUGGAGAACAAGAACCGGGUUAGGGUCUACACCAGGAACGCGCGCGACAUAAGGGGACAUGUGGAGGCAUUCGUGGCCGCCUUCGACAAGCAUUGGAACCUCGCGUUGGAAGACUGCUACGAGGUCUGGAGUCGCAAAGUCAAGAGGAAAGCGCCCGCCCUCGGUGCUGACGCGAUCAAGGUGGAGACGGCACAGAGCGACGUCCCUAAGGCGGUGGUGAAAAAGAUCGAGGGAAAGAUGGAGACCUUGGAGAGACACGUGCCGCAGAUGCUACUAAGGGGGGAACAGGUCGCUAUAAUCGUCAAAAUCAAUUGAUUGCGCGCGGUUUACGCGUGCUAUCGCCUUAAGGGCCGUUCACAACAUGCUGCAAUUCGCGCUUAUACAGUCGUCAGUUCUCUCGUCGUUAAUUCUCUAAUACCUUCUUGUUGUGCAUUUUUUCCACGGAGUUUUACUUCUCACACACAUUCGCACGUGAGAUCUUCCGAGACUGUAUAGCGAAAUUCGAUUCGUCGUGACGCAUCCUGUGUAUAAUCAUUCCGAAAUUGUAUAUGAAAACAUAUAGCUCGAGCGUCGUCACCUGAUUACGCGAUUGCAUCGUCGCGAUUGCAUCGUCGCGAUUUACAUAACCAGAAUUUUCGGCAGAACACGACUAGUUCUAUUAUUAUUUUUCACAACGCGAUAUUUUUGUAUAAUAAAUAUUUUGAAUGAAA